CCGCAGUGGCAGUGCCCCCCCCCCCCCCCCUCUGUCUUCCUCUCCUCCCCCGCGGCGGCGACCGCGACGGCAGCAUGGCGGAUUCAACGGCGAGGACAGUGAAGGAUGUGAACCCGCACGAGUUCGUCAAAGCGUACUCCGCCCACCUCAAGCGCUCCGGCAAGAUGGAGCUCCCUGAGUGGGUUGACAUUGUGAAGACUGCAAAGUUCAAGGAGCUCCCUCCUUAUGACGCUGACUGGUACUACAUCAGGGCUGCUUCGAUUGCAAGGAAGAUCUAUCUGAGGCAAGGCAUUGGUGUGGGUGGGUUCCAGAAGAUCUACGGUGGCCGCCAGAGGAACGGCUCACGCCCACCGCACUUCUGCAAGAGCAGUGGUGCCAUAUCACGCAACAUCCUGCAGCAGUUGCAGAAGAUGGGCAUCGUUGAUGUUGAUCCUAAGGGUGGUAGGCUCAUCACCUCCCAGGGAAGGCGUGAUCUGGACCAAGUGGCUGGAAGGGUUGCUGUUGCCCCUUGAGCAGUUUCAUCUUCUAUUUCAAUGAUGUCAUGUUUGAUGGUUGAGAUGGCUACAUUUUAUUUGCAGUUUUGAAUUAGGGCUUGCAUGCCUUUGUGGGUUCAGAGAAUUUAAAGUUGCAUGCAUCUAGUUAUGGCGCUGCACUAUAUUUUCCCAAAUGCCUAAUGCAAUAUCAGGACUCAAUUCUAGAACCAAAGAAAAGUAUGUUUUGGAAGUGCCUUUGAUUA
Molecule: messenger RNA, 736 nt
Organism: Phragmites australis (common reed)
Lineage: Eukaryota; Viridiplantae; Streptophyta; Magnoliopsida; Poales; Poaceae
Product: small ribosomal subunit protein eS19
Exons: 4
Coding region: 75-512 (145 amino acids)
Biological process (GO): ribosomal small subunit assembly; translation
Cellular component (GO): cytosolic small ribosomal subunit; ribosome
Molecular function (GO): structural constituent of ribosome; RNA binding
Source: RefSeq, a predicted model, not a curated record